GUUCACAUGUUUUCGGCUUAAUACAAUUUUUGGAAAGGAUAGGUCACUCGAUCGCUCUUUAAAGAUGAAGAUCGCUAUAGUUCUCUCGUGUUUUUUGGUUGGUACACUUGCCGCAUCCAAUACGUUUUCCCAUCAGUAUGUUUUUGAUUGGAUGAAGGUGCUGACUAACCAAGAGAUCUACGCGCUCUUAGCACAGCGGGUCGGACAGUGGCCAGAGCGGGGUGACUACGACAUUCCUGCACCCGGUUUCACUUGCGCUGAAAAAGAAUUUCCCGGUUAUUACGCAGAUCCAGCCACUCAGUGCCAGACGUUCCAUCGUUGUGACAUUAAUGGAAACAUGACCAGCUAUAUCUGCGUUAACCGGACGUUGUUCAAUCCCAUAACGUUGGUGUGCGACCACUGGUUUAACGUGGACUGUGUUGGUUUCAUCCGAGACGAAUAUUUUGCCAAUCGUCGGCUAUACACCAGCGAAGUCCUGUUCGACACACCUAACCAAGGACCCCCGCCAACAACGACAACCACCCCAGCUCCGAUCACAACCACGACGGAACACGGCAAAUGGGUGUGGGUGGACGAUAACGCUGCUGGUCAGAGUUCAACCCAAAAACCCCGAAUAAAGGAAGUGCGCGUCCAAAGACCGGAAGACGGGCACAGACGAGCGGGUAGUUAAACAUUAACCUGUCGGGACACCAGAGCAGGAAUAUCUUAUACAGUAUGCCGACAUAUUUUUUGUGCAGCUAGAUUUAUAUGCCUCCCAUUUCGUGAAAUCAGGGUUAUCUUUCCGCUAAUUCACCAUUAGUUUCGUAAUCGACAAACGUAACAAUGUAUUACUCCAUAAUGCCUCUACAUUGAAGUCAGCUUAUAAAAUGUUCUGGAACGCUUAGCCCACUUAUUAAUGAAAUCGAAAUCUGUUAAUACAUAAAGAAC
This is a messenger RNA of Paramacrobiotus metropolitanus, 927 nucleotides long. RefSeq lists its product as uncharacterized. The transcript has 3 exons. The coding region runs from base 65 to 670 and encodes 201 amino acids. Gene Ontology annotation, molecular function: chitin binding. Lineage: Eukaryota; Metazoa; Tardigrada; Eutardigrada; Parachela; Macrobiotidae. The record is from RefSeq and is a predicted model, not a curated record. Gene Ontology annotation, cellular component: extracellular region.